ACGGAUCACUCUUGUCCAUUGUCCACCACCAUGUCUUCACGAGGCGACUACCGGCGGCGCGACGACCGCGGAGACCGCGACAGGGACAGGGACAGAUACUCUCGUGGAGGGGGAGGGGGACAUACGCGGAGGCGCUCUAGCAGGUCUAGAAGUCCAAGACGCGACGAUAGGGACAGGGAUCGUAGAGACCGUCGGGACUACGAACGAAAGUACGAUGAGCCACCGCACCGCGAACGGGACCGUGGUACGGGACGAGAUGCGGACAGACGCUACGAUCGACGCGACAGAGACGACCGCCGCGACGACUAUCGCCCCCUUCCGCCCCGUCGUCCGGAGGACAGGGAUGAUAGGCGUGGUCGGUAUACUGACGAGGCCCCUCCGCGCGGUGCAGGGAGUGUCUCUGGUCGAUCAGACCACGAGGCCCCGACGCAUCACGCCGACGGGAGACCGAACCUUGACCCGGAUGCUCCUGAUGGCCCCAAGGACGAGCCCAUGGAGGAGAUGGACGAGGAGGCUGCUAUGAUGCAAAUGAUGGGCUUGUCUGGCUUUGGGUCUACGAAGAACAAGCACGUCGAAGGUAACCAGGAGGGUGCUGUUGACAUCAAGAAGAUGCGGACGUGGCGCCAGUACAUGAACCGGAGAGGAGGAUUCAACAGGCCACUUGACAAGAUCAAGUAGGGCCACGCCGGGCCUCUUGAUUGCUGCGAGAAGAUGAGUAGCCGUAUCUGUAUCUAUUGUCAUGCCCUUUGUCAUCCAUCUAUCGUGCAGACUCUUUGAGGACUUCGCAAUUCGCGUUAGUGGGCACCACGCUUGCUUUCCGGGUGCGUAUCGCCUUUUCUACCCAUGUUCU
This is a messenger RNA of Schizophyllum commune H4-8, 850 nucleotides long. RefSeq lists its product as uncharacterized. The record is from RefSeq and is a predicted model, not a curated record. Gene Ontology annotation, biological process: RNA splicing. Gene Ontology annotation, cellular component: precatalytic spliceosome. The transcript is spliced from 5 exons. The coding region runs from base 31 to 678 and encodes 215 amino acids. Lineage: Eukaryota; Fungi; Basidiomycota; Agaricomycetes; Agaricales; Schizophyllaceae.